Messenger RNA from Carcharodon carcharias (great white shark), 1608 nucleotides. RefSeq names its product transducin beta like 2 (gene tbl2). The record is from RefSeq and is a predicted model, not a curated record. Gene Ontology annotation, molecular function: protein binding. The transcript is spliced from 7 exons. Gene Ontology annotation, cellular component: endoplasmic reticulum. Bases 42 to 1364 code for a protein of 440 amino acids. Gene Ontology annotation, biological process: endoplasmic reticulum unfolded protein response. Lineage: Eukaryota; Metazoa; Chordata; Chondrichthyes; Lamniformes; Lamnidae.
GCCCUGCCACGCGUGCUGACGUUGCCUUGGAGCCCGGGCCCAUGGAGCCGUUUGCUGUCUUAGCUGUGUCGCUGCUCCUCGGGGCACUCAUUUUCUUUAUCUCAGCGGCGGUGACCGGAUCGCGGAGGGCCGCACCGCAGGAAGACAACAGUAAUGAGGAGGACAGUAAAGACAGUAAUGGUGUAAGUGACAGAAACACAGGAUCGAGGAAGCAAAAGUUGCAGCGUCCACGUAAAGAAAAAUCGCAGCAGCAUGUGUUUGCCCACCCACUGCUGGCCACUUCACUAAAGAAUCACAGUGGGAAUAUCAGCUGUCUGGAUUUCAGUAGUAAUGGGAAGUACCUGGCUUCCUGUGCUGAUGACCGUACAGUGCGAAUUUGGAGUACAAAAGACUUCCUUGAGCAUGACCAUCGUUGUGUGCGAACUAAUGUUGAGCUUGAUCAUGCCACGCACGUGUGCUUCAGCCCUGACUCCAGAGCCUUCAUCACUUGGCUGGCAAAUGAAGAAACAAUCCGUGUUUUCAAAAUGAUCAAAAAGGAUGAUGGUUCAUUUGCAUUCACCGCCGCGCCUGAAGACUUCCCGAAGAAGCACAAAGCUCCCAUUAUGAACAUCGGAAUUGCGGAAACAGGAAAGUUCAUUAUGUCUGCGUCAAAUGACACUACCAUCCUGAUCUGGGACCUGAAAGGAGAGGUUCUGGCUACAAUUAACACUAACCAGAUGAACAAUGCAUACGCCACAGUGUCUCCUUGUGGAAGGUUUGUGGCUUCAUGUGGCUUUACACCAGAUGUGAAAGUUUGGGAAGUCUGUUUUACCAAAUCAGGCGCAUUCCGGGAAGUGAUGAGGGCUUUUGAUCUAAAGGGUCAUUCAGCUGGCAUUUACUCGUUUGCUUUCUCCAAUGACUCCAGAAGAAUGGCAACAGUUUCUAAAGAUGGCACCUGGAAGCUGUGGGACACUGAUGUUGAGUACAAACAGCAACAGGACCCCUACUUGCUGUACACUAUGAAAUGCAAUGUCUCCGAUCCCUGCCGAAUCGCUCUUUCUCCUGAUGCUAGGGUGGUAGCUAUCUCCAGUGGCUUCAACAUCACAGUACAUAGUGCCAAGACAGGCAAGCAGGAGGAAGAGUUUUUAAAUGUGCACGGGGAGGAGAUUGCUGACUUGGCAUUUGACAUCAACAGUAGGUUUUUAGUUUCGUGUGGUGACCGUGCAAUCCGGGUCUUCCACAACGUGGUGGGCUACCGUGCGGUUAUUGAAGAGAUGGAAAGCAGGCUAAAGAAAGCAACAAAUGAAGCGAUGCGAGAGAGAUUGCAGCAGCAGAUUGAUGAUGCACAGGGCGCAUUAGAGGCUGUGUGUAUAAAGAAAGAAUAAAACUGCAACAAACUAAUGUUGCCUUUGGCUUUGUGUGUUUCUGGAUCUGCUCUGUAGGCUCAGAGGAAUAUUUGUGACUUCACUUUAACUCUACAUUGUUUGUACAUAAAGUGAAUACGGUAUCCCUUGCCAUUAGGUUCCAGUCAUCAGGAAAAGGACCAGUGGAAUUUGAUGCUCAGGACUGAGUUUGAAUCUGUUUUGUUUGGAGCAGAAUUUCUGUAAAUAAAGAAAAUACAAAUUUUCA